Amphibalanus amphitrite is the source of this 3870-nucleotide messenger RNA. RefSeq names its product nascent polypeptide-associated complex subunit alpha, muscle-specific form-like. The transcript is spliced from 3 exons. Bases 11 to 1909 code for a protein of 632 amino acids. The record is from RefSeq and is a predicted model, not a curated record. NCBI's taxonomy places the organism in Eukaryota, Metazoa, Arthropoda, Thecostraca, Balanomorpha, Balanidae.
GGAACACCGUAUGACCGAGCAGGGGCUGGACGCGCAGACGACUCUAGAAUCUAGCGAUCCCUGCCAGCACUCUCCACCCUGUCCCCUGCACACCGACACCAUGAUACCAGCCCAGACUCACACCCCGUCGCCUUUGGAGCCCGGCCUACCGCCCGGAUCGCUGCCUCUCACUCCUGACGAGCUGGAGAGGCGUCAGUUCUACAACACCUACAACGCCUGGACCGGCAUCAACAUCGCCGCCUCCCUCGGCGGCUUCUUCAUGCUCCUCAUCCUGCUGCUGCUCUACAAGUCCAAGUGCAAGAGGCGCAGCAAGUACCCGCCCUGUCCCAGUGUUGAAGAUGGUGAUGUGAGCCUGCUGGAGCCGUGGGAUGUCACCUUUCUGGGUGGCUCCGUGGCGGACGGUCUCAGUCUCGGCUCAGGACGACAUCCGCACAGUUCGGACUCGACGCCGGCCGGCACGGUGCGGGGCAGCAGACACUCGCUGGCCGGCGGACGGGGUAGUCGCCAGUCACUGGCCGGGGGAAGGGGCAGUCGGCAGUCAUUGGUCGGUAGUAGGAAGUGUGUGUGCUCGGCGCCCGGGUCGGUACAGCGUCUGCCGCGACGGCCCCGGCUAUCCUCGGGCGGCUCCUCAGAGGCCGGUCACCAGCUGGAGCUGCGCGUGCACCAUCCGAAGCGGCGCGGACCGCCGCGCUACGCCUACAGCUUCGACGAGAAGGCCGUGGUGCCGGAGAGCUGGUGGCAGCGGGUCGACAUCAACGUCAUCCAGCCGACUCCGAGCGUCACCCCGUCGGCGAGCCUGCACUGCCUGGCGAGCUCCGACCAGGAGGCGGACGGCGCGGCGCCGCCGCCGCCACUCACCGUGCCGCGGCUCGACCUGCCCCGGCCGCGGCGCGGCUCCGCGGUCAGCUCCUCCGACCUCACCGACUUCGACGCGCGCAGCAUCGGCUCCGACUCGGUGUUCCUGGCUGACGACGACUGGUCGUCGUGCUCGGAGGCGGCCAGCCCGUCGCGCGGCCGGCGCCGCUGGCCGCUCUCGCGCCAGGCCAGUGUGUGUCUGGAGGACGACCUGAUCCCCGAGCUGGAGGAGGCGCCGCUGCCGCCGCCGCGCUCGCCGCCGCGCACCGAGCUGCUCUACGUGCCGGGCAUGGAGCCGGGCCUGCUGCGCGCCGCGCGGCCCGACGGCGGCGGUGCGCCGCGGCCCAGCUCGCCGCAGUUCCUCACCGUGCCCAGCGUGCACGGCACGCCGCGAUCGCCGCCCGCGCGCCGCUCACCCAACUUCCUCUCACCGCCGUCACCGACCUACGGACCGGCCAGGUCGAUGAGCCCGCCGCCGCCGGCGACAGUCAGCCCGGCGGGCCGCACCCGGCGGCUCGGCGUCGUCGGCCGACAGCCGUCCAUCUGCCAAAGCGUGUCGCUGUCGUCUUCGUCGUCGUCUUCGACGGCGUCGCUGCACCCGGCGUCGGAGCCAGCAGCGCCGCCUAGCGGAGAGGAGGCCAGACUGGUGGUGGUGGAGAGCACCGCAGAGGGAGGCGCCAAGGAGGCCGGCGCUGGAGCCGAGACGGCACCGAGGACUGUCAGCGAGGGCAGCCUGGUGACGCCAGCGACCGAGCGAUCCAGUGACGUCAUAGAUCCUCCUGAUGACGUCAGUAGAACAGACGCGGGAGCUGCUGUUGCUGGCAGGCAAAACUCAGAGGCCGACCAGUCAUCCUUUGAACUAGUUCUUUCCGUACCCGUGAUCACGCCGCCGCAGCCUGCGAGUCCCUGCUCACCCACAACGGAAGAGCCACCUAGUGAGAGGCCAGUGAACGAUAGCCUUGACGAUUCUCCUACAGAGGGCUCUGUUUCGUUAGUGGUACCGGUAACGGACUCUGGUGGAAACUCGCGUGAUCGCGCAGAAACCUCCUUCUGAAACCCGAGAUGUUAUAAAGCGACUUUUUGUGUAUCGCUAGGCAGUGACUUUGGCCAGUGCACGCUCAGUCCUUCAGUGUUAUCCCUCGCUGUGGUGUACCAGAGUUUGAUAAUUCACCAAUCACGCUUCUAAGGACAGCAGGUGUCUGUGCAACGAAACGCUCGAGAACAUUGGACAUUGGUACGGAUGUUUACAGAAGAGCGGUACGAGCUGUUAGUGCUCAACUUAGUGCAAAUCCUCCAGCAGAGCACCGCGGGUGUGACAUUGAACGCUGCGCGGCUCCCCGCUUUAUCUGUCCCGCACAUGACCCGAGCCUGCCGGGGCCGCAGUGUCCCAGGAUGCCUCGGUAGCGCCACCCAUAUCAAAACUUGAUAUUUUCCUAUCACUGAGACGGUAUUUGUGACGAAUGUUCCUCGCGGUGCGAUAUUCUGGUAGCUGGUAGGAGCUGUUGGAAGACGCGUGUGGUAUUUUUACGGUGUCGUGUACCACAGAGGCAAUAUACUCGGUGCGCUGUUAAAACGGUGGCGCACAUUGUUAAAACUGGGACCGUGUCGGCGCUUCAUGUUUCAAUGCUGUUGACGAGAAAUGCUGAGUGUUACUGCUGUCGUAGGAAGACUAUGUUUCUCGGCUGCUGUCAAUGAAGCCAUUUGCACUGUCCGCACUGACGAGUUCCCGUCACAAACACCUGCCUUCAUCUUGAAUUCGUGAGCCACCCUUACUUUCUUAGCUACAUUUAUUGUCAUUAUUAUUUGUUAUAUAGUUACAAUAGACGAGAUGCAGCUGUGUUUGACCGAGCGUUAGGUGCACGAUUGUUGGCCGUUGUUUGUUGCGUUUGUUGCUAUCAUCGCGCGGUUGUUAUCAUUAUCAGUAUCACCUGCCCGGGACGGUGUGAUGUGUUGUUAUGUUGGUAUGAACAUGUCCGGCACUGAAGUCAUCAAGCCGUAAACUAAGUUAUUGAUGUGUGCUACCGACUGGUUAUUGUAUUUUUGUUGAAUUACAUGGGAGACAAUGACAAUAUUUAGUGUUGGCACGCACAAAUGCACGUUCCGAAACAAAAUAGCACUUAAUUGGAGCCUUCAAAGGAACAAAACAUGCGUCAAACACUAAAAUAUAGUUCACACAUGUAUUUGUAAGCGUUACACAAGCAUCCGCCUUGUAUAAUCGACAAAUAACGAUAAUAAAUAAACGGAUCGUACAAAAGUUGCACUCUGAAGUAAUACCACAGCUCUCAAAAUGGCACAGGACUCCAACUCUGUAACAGCAGAUGAUGUUCUGACGGUAGUGUUGAACUACAGCCCAAUGCGCAGACGGGUAAAUGUAAGAAACAGCGCAACACACUACGGGUAGAUAGCAUUGGUGUGCCCAAAGUGGUGCGCUCACCAGCAACUGAAUCGUGAAAAUAUAACUAAUUUGAUCAGCGCAUUACAGCCACGCAAAGGCAGAUUGGUUUUGGACAAAAUCAGAAACGUCACUAUAUAGCAGCUAUGCAAAAAAAGAACGGAAGAAUGUCUUUUAAAAAGGCAGGGUUGCAACAGGCAACACCUGCAAAAUGCUACAAUUAUUGCAAUGUAUUUUUAGACGUAGUAGUAAGGGCUGGCUUCCACUGUUUGUUUUCUAUAUCAUGUCCUGUGAUCCCACGUAGGAAAACCUAAUGACUAACAAAUUAUCCCGACAGAAACACGCACAAUAUUAUCCCACCCCACAGUCAUCACUAUUGCUCAUUCGUGGAGGACCCUUCGUCACGAAUACAGCCGAUAAACACAAACAAAAAUCAGCUCCAGAAACCGAGAGCGCUGAUCACAACUGAGAUUCUAACUGUUCGAGAGCAUGUCGCUCCUGUCCCACAUGUAAACAAGCAUAAAGGAAAUAGUUCACCCUGAAGACAAUUACUUGGCUAAUAAACCAAUCUUAAAAUAUCCUGAAUUUUCGGGGCUCAGGACGGCCUUAAGUAGCGAAAGAGA